ACUCUCGCGAGAGUUGGACCUUAUCGCCCUAUCUCCUCGCGUGGGCGGUGACGAGAUCUCGCGAGAGCUUGUUCCGCCGGCGGGAGCAUCAUGGCGGCGGCGUUGACCGCGGCGCGGCGGAGGGUGAUGCGGACCGCGCUACGGCCGCGCGCGGUGUGGAUUCCUCGGGCCGGGAUUUCCCACACUGUGGAACGGCUCCACCUCCCCUCCCAACGGAGCAUCCCCCCUCCUGCCAAGUACGGGGGUCGGCACACGGUGACGCUGAUCCCCGGGGACGGCAUCGGGCCCGAGCUGAUGCUGCACGUCAAGGAGGUGUUCAGGCACGCGUGUGUCCCCGUGGAUUUCGAGGAGGUUCGGGUGAACUCGGAGGCGCCCGAGGACGACGUGCAGAACGCCAUCACCGCCAUCCGCCGCAACGGCGUGGCGCUCAAGGGGAACAUCGAGACCAACCACAACCUCCCCCCCAGCCACAAAUCCCGCAACAACCUCAUCAGGACCAGCCUGGAUCUCUAUGCCAACGUCAUCCACUGCCAGAGCCUGCCCGGGGUGGAGACGCGGCACCGGGACAUCGACAUCCUCAUCGUCAGGGAGAACACCGAGGGCGAGUACAGCUCCCUGGAGCACGAGAGCGUGGCGGGCGUGGUCGAGAGCCUGAAGAUCAUCACGGCCGGGCGCUCGCGCCGCAUCGCCCACUACGCCUUCGGGCUGGCCCGCACCGCCGCGCGCCGCAGCGUCACCGCCGUGCACAAGGCCAACAUCAUGAAAUUGGGGGACGGGCUGUUCCUGCAGUGCUGCCAGGAAGUGGCGGCCGAGUACCCCGAGAUCACCUUCCGCAGCAUGAUCGUGGACAACACCACCAUGCAGCUGGUGUCCCGGCCGCAGCAGUUCGAUGUGAUGGUGAUGCCGAACCUCUACGGGAACAUCGUCAACAACGUCUGCGCCGGGCUGGUGGGGGGGCCCGGGCUGGUGCCGGGGGCCAACUACGGCCACGACUACGCCGUGUUCGAGACCGCCACGCGGAACACGGGCAAGAGCAUCGCCAACCGCAACAUCGCCAACCCCACGGCGGCGCUGCUGGCCGCCUGCAUGAUGCUGGACCACCUGCGGCUGCAUAACCACGCCUCCACCAUCCGGAAGGCUGUGCUGGCCUCGCUGGACGACCCCCGGACGCACACGCCGGACAUCGGGGGCCAGGGCACGACGUCGGGGGCGGUGCAGAGCAUCAUCGGGCACCUGCCGCGGGGCUGAGCCGGACACACGGACACGGGGGGGGCGGUGGGACCCCGAACGGCCCCGGGACCCCCCCGGAACGGCCACGGGACCCCCUGGAAUGGCCCCAGACCCUCCCGGAACGGCCACGGGACCCCCUGGAAU
Haemorhous mexicanus (house finch) is the source of this 1374-nucleotide messenger RNA. It is a transcript of the gene IDH3G, whose product is annotated as isocitrate dehydrogenase (NAD(+)) 3 non-catalytic subunit gamma. Gene Ontology annotation, cellular component: mitochondrion. Gene Ontology annotation, biological process: isocitrate metabolic process; tricarboxylic acid cycle. Gene Ontology annotation, molecular function: magnesium ion binding; NAD binding; oxidoreductase activity, acting on the CH-OH group of donors, NAD or NADP as acceptor. Bases 91 to 1248 code for a protein of 385 amino acids. The transcript has 13 exons. NCBI's taxonomy places the organism in Eukaryota, Metazoa, Chordata, Aves, Passeriformes, Fringillidae. The record is from RefSeq and is a predicted model, not a curated record.